AUGUCUGGUCCUGGCUGGAGAUUGUGGGAUCUUUUCCGCAUUUCCAAACCUUCGUCACAAACGACCGACAAAGGGACAACCAUCCUUGGCCCAGAUAUCAGCAAUCUUUCAACGUCAAAAGCCAAGUCGAAGACGGAUGAAUUUGGCUUUCUCGAACUCGCGUCGGGGACGGAUCCUAUCGUUGACAUUGUCGCCAUCCAUGGCUUGGAUGGCCACAGAGAGAAGACAUGGACGGCGGAGAGUGGCGUCUUGUGGCUUCGAGACCUCUUACCAGCUGACAUACCCAACGCCCGAAUCCUUGUGUAUGGCUACGACGCUGAUACUCGCAGUCGGGAGUGUGUCUCAACACAGACGAUAUAUCAACAUGCGGACAAGUUUGUCAAGUCCCUCUUACGGCAGCGUAGUGAUAUUCCACGUAGACCAAUCAUUUUCGUUGCGCACAGUUUGGGAGGCAUAGUCCUUAAACAGGCACUCGUCCUUUGUCACAACCAGAGCAGGGGUUCGACAAAUCCACUGCGGAAUAUAUUGGUGUCUACUCAUGCCGUUCUUUUCUUCGGAACACCUCAUUCAGGGGUGAAAGGCGUCGAGCUUUUGCGCACCAUAAACCGGCUUUUGUCAAUAUACCUGAGGACAACAGAUUCUAUCCUCCAGCAUCUCAUGGAACACUCGGCAGCGCUGGAGAACAUACAGAAUCUAUACGUUUCGGCGAGCGAGGAGAUUGAAACUGUUCUAUUUUACGAAGUGUAUGAGACGCCAAUCAUUGGCGGUAAAAGGCAAAUGAUUGUACCACGUCAUUCGGCAACAGCUGGCGGAGAUCGACAUGCGACUGAAGAGGCACUGGACGCUGACCACUGUGAAAUGGUCAAGUUCACCAGCAGAAAGCAGACAAAUUAUUCGACCAUUCUUUCAUACAUCAAGAUGCAUGUCGAAGGGGCUAUGACUGCAGUGACAAAAAAAUGGGCAACAGAGGACGCUCAUCGAGCCGUAGAUGAUCAGUCGUCGCAUGAGGCCGUAUUACUAAAACCUCGACUCGUCGUGUCGCGGAACUACGUCGAUAGACCGGAAAUUCAAUCCCUCAUCACGCAGAAUCUGCUCCCAGAUAGUCAUACGCGUCAUCAGCCGCGGUGCAUAUUGCACGGGAUCGGUGGGGCGGGCAAAACUCAGCUGGCCAUGAAUUGGAUUCGGGAUCACGAAAGCCGGUUCACUCGGGUUAUUAUCAUAGAUGCUUCCAGUCAAACCCAGUUGGAAAAAGACUUGGAGACCUCGAUCCGCGUAUUAGGCCCAGCGUACAGCGAGAUGACCUGGAAUGAUGCGGUUGCAUACCUGGAUGGAAAAGCAAAAGGCUGGUUGCUGUUCUUCGACAACGCCGACUCUCCAGAUCUCGACCUUCGCCCAUACCUCCCUGUUUCCACUCAUGGAGCAGUUUUGAUCACCACUCGAAAUGGUGAAUGCGCCAACUACGCUCCAGAUGGCGCAGUUCUUGUCGGUGAUCUGGAGGAGAACGAGGCGAUCGAGCUCCUUCAUAGAAUGGCUAACGUCACACCUCAAGAUGACGCCCAGUCGCUCAAGAUUGUCAGAGAGUUGGGGAUGCUAGCGCUCGCCGUCACUCAGGCAGGGGCAUAUAUUCGCAAGACACGGCGCCUCGAUGCGUACCUCGACACGUUUCGUAAACAUCGAGAUCGCCUUAUGCGCCAGAAGCCAGACAUCGGCAGCGAGUACACAUACUCGACCUAUACCGCGUUCGACCUCUCCUUCAACUACCUCCCCGAAAAGACACAAGAAUUCCUGAAGCUCUGUGCAUUUCUUCAUCCCUCACUCAUUCCCAUUACUCUCUUUGAAGAGUCAACAAUGAACAGUUUCACGACAUAUACUGUCUUGGAAAGCUGUCCUCCCCCGGAGAGUGACAAGGAGUUCGCGUCCAAGCUCGAGGAGACUUUAGGCUCGAUGUGGGACGAAAUCGAGUUCCAGGAACUUAUUGAUUCUGCCUCUCGCGCCUCGUUUAUCGAGGUUUCGAUCGAUGGGUUAUUCUAUAGCAUUCAUUCCCUCUUCCAAGUGUAUAUCAGGGACCGCAUGGGAGAAGGAAAUGCCCAGCAGCAUACAAACAUAACCGCGCAACUCGUACUCGGUUCGAUCCGGCCCCACGAGGGCAGUAAUGCACGGCUUUGGCAUCUGCUCCCCCAUGCCAACGCCAUACCUCGAUCCGUGCAACUUGGAAAUGCGGCGCACGCGUUGGCCUUUCACGAGCUGUACAAGGCUUUGGGUGACUGGGAGUCGUGUCGAGAGCUGCUAGAGUUUGCCCUCGGGCAGCUUCGACAGGAUAAAGGUGAAAAGCACGAAGACACGAUAUGGAUCAUGAGCUCGCUUUCUAUCGCGUUAGAUGGGUGCGGUGAAUUCGACGAGAUGGAAAAGUUGGAGCUCGCAGUGCUGAAACUCCGCCUGGAGACGCUAGGAGAAGCGCAUCCGGACACCAUCAUGGCAAUGGCCAAUUUAGCCACGACUUUGCGGCACAGAGGUCGGUUGAAGGAAGCGGAAGACAUAGAACGAAUUGUACUAGCUCGACGCCUGGAGAUUGGUGGAGAACGGCAUCCAGAAACAAUAUUGGCCAGAAAUAACCUCGCAACCACCUUGAGUGAGCUCGGCCAAUUGGACGACGCGGAAGAAAUGUAUAAAGAUAUACUCACUUGGCAGAUCGAGACGUUAGGUCGACAGCAUGCAGACACUAUUAUAACAAUGAACAACCUUGCUGUUACAUUGCAACGCCUCGGUCAGCUGGAGGAGGCGGAGGCAAUGCAACGACAAGUGCUUGCCCUGCAGAUCGAUGCCCUUGGCGAAAGGCAUCCCGAAACUAUCAAUGCAAAGAGCAACCUCGCCUUGACAAUCUGGGAUCGUGAUCGAUUUGACGAGGCGGAAGAAAUGCAACGGGAGAUACUCGCCCUGCAGCUCGAGCUACGUGGAGAGGAACAUCCAGAUACGUUGGUAGCAGAAAGCAACCUUGCCAUCACAUUGUACAGCAGUGGUCAGAUGGCCGAGGCAGAAAAGUUGCAACGAAAGGUCCUCGCUCUGCGACUUGAGCUCCUGGGUCGAGAGCAUCCAGACACGCUUGACGCCUCACAAAACUUAUCCCUUACAUUGUGUCACUCUGGUCAGCAGGAAGAAGGCAUCAAGCUCCUACAAGAGACCACAGAACUGCGCAUCGAGGUCCUGGGUGACGACCAUCCUCGUACUAUGGAAGCGAAAGAAGUUCUCCAACUCAUGCAGCCUAAGCGACUUGGUGGCUCUCGUCGUCGCCUUCAAUCUCAAUCCGCCAUUAGCUUACCUAAUACAACAAGAAGCGUUGGAGCAAACAAGCGCAAGCACGAGGAUACGGAGACCAUGCCAGACGUUCGGGAGCCUCGCACGAAGCGCACCAGCAAGCGAGUUGCUAACAAUAGGAGGAAGGCAAAAUAA
Molecule: messenger RNA, 3447 nt
Organism: Serendipita indica DSM 11827
Lineage: Eukaryota; Fungi; Basidiomycota; Agaricomycetes; Sebacinales; Serendipitaceae
Source: the annotation of a GenBank genome assembly